AUGAGAAUUCUUUUGAGCAAACUUCCUCGUCCAUGGAUUGUAGAUGAGAAAAAAGAUGAUGGCUACACUGCCCUCCACUUGGCAGCUCUCAACAAUCAUGUAGAAGUAGCUGAACUUCUUGUCCACAAUGUAACUUCUUUAAUCUCUUCUUCGCCCUUUGUCUCCAUUUCCCUCCUAUUCUUAAAUUGUCAUUCAUUCUUUUUCUUCAAAAUAAUCUUUUUCACCAGUUUUCAUUCGCUUCCUGUUGUCUCCGUUUCUUCUUCUUCUUCUUCUUCUUCUUCUUCUUCUUCUUCUUCUUCUCCUCCUCCUUCUUCUUCUUCUUCUUCUUCUUCUUCUUCUUCUUCUUCUUCUUCUUCUUCUUCUCCAGUUGAGCCCCUUUACUUUUCAUUUCUUACAACACAUCUUACAUCCAUCUUUUUCAUUUAUCUUCUUUUUCUGAUUCAAUUCAAAAUUUCACACCGCGCCUCUUUCUUUCUUGCUUUCUUUCUUUCUUUCUUUCUUACAUUCUUUAUGCCUUUUUCUUUCUUUCUUUCUGUCAUUCUUUACUUCUUCCUUUCUGUCUUUUUUCUUCCUUUCUGUCUUUUUUCUUCCUUUCAUUCUUUCUUUCUGUCAUCUUUCUGUCUUUUUUUAAGCUUUCUUUCAUACUUUCCUUCUUUCUUUCUGUCUGUCUUUCUUUCCGUCUGUUUCUUUCUUUCUUUCUUUCUUUCUUUCUUCCUUUCUUUCUUUCCUUCUUUCUGUCUUUUUUCUUUUUUUCUGUCAAUCUUUCUUUCGGUCUUUUUCUGUUUGUCACUCUUUCUUUCUUUCUUUCUUUCUUUCUUUCUUUCUUUCUUUCUUUCUUUCUUUCUGUCUUUUCUCUUUUUUCAUUCUUUCUUUCUGUUUUUUUCUUUCUUUCUGUCAUUUUUUCUGUCUUUUUCUUUCUCUCUGUCUUUCUUUCUUUCUUUCUUUCUCUCUUUCAUUCAUUCUGUCUUUUUGUCUCUUUCUUUCUGUCUUUUUUCUUUCUUGCUCUUAUUCUUUCUGUCUCUCUUUCUUCCUGUCAUUCUUUCUUUCUCUUAUUCUUUCUUUUCUCAUUCUUUCUUUCUUUCUUUCUCUCAUUCUUUUUUCUCUUUCUCUUUCUCUUUCUUUAUUUCUCUCUUUCUUUCUUAA
Acanthosepion pharaonis is the source of this 1143-nucleotide messenger RNA. Lineage: Eukaryota; Metazoa; Mollusca; Cephalopoda; Sepiida; Sepiidae. The record is from the annotation of a GenBank genome assembly.